UUACGGUGGUGCCAAGGGUCGAGACUCACCUAUAACCAUCCAUCAUCGGCCAAUCUGCAUCGCUACUGUGUCCAGCAGUGGAUGAGUGAGUAGCUACUGCUUCUUUGAGGCGCCUGCCUUAAUGGAAUCUCGUUAAGAUGACUUUCAGAAACACCUCCGUGGAUUUAUUCUCGCAGUUUUACAUCUUGCAGAAUUUCUCCACGUUUUUUAAUUUCUCGCUGGUGGACGCGAUAUAUGACAGAGCAGCGAGUUCUGAGUCUGAAUCUCACAGACCGACCAUCAGAGCGCUGCUCAUCCUCGCGUACUCGGUUAUCAUCAUCAUCUCCCUCUUCGGAAAUGUGGUCGUUUGUCAUGUUGUCGUUAAGAACAAACGGAUGCACUCGGUGACGAGUUUGUUUAUUAUGAAUUUGGCCAUUGCUGACAUUCUUAUAACUCUUCUUAACACGCCUUUUACUCUGGUGCGGUUUGUUUACAGUACAUGGGUGUUUGGGAAGGUAAUGUGCCAUGUAAGCCGCUUUGCACAGUAUUGCUCCGUUCACGUCUCUGUCCUCACACUGGUUGCCAUCGCUAUUGAUAGACAUCAGGUGGUGAUUUAUCCAAUGAAACAGAGGAUGUCUCGGGUUAAGGGAGUGGCCUGGAUCGGUGUUAUCUGGGUGAUGGGGUCUUGCUUCUCUCUACCUCAUGCAAUCUACCAGAAACUCCUGCGCUUUGAAUUUAUCAAUAACAGGGUACGGAUGGUAUGUCUGCCCAGCUUCCCACACCCGUCUGAUCUCUUCUGGAAGUAUCUGGAUCUCACCACUUUUGUCCUUCUCUACGUCCUGCCACUAGCGAUCAUCUCCAUAGCGUACCUUGUGGUGGCCAAAAAGGUUUGGUUCCAAAACGCUGUUGGCGAUAUUACGUUGGCCCAAUCAGCUGCCCAUCGCCGGAGGAAGAAGACGACCCUGAAGAUGCUGAUUGCGGUGGUCGCCAUGUUUGCUGUCUGCUGGUUCCCUCUAAAUUGUUACGUGGUGCUACUGUCAAGUAAGGUGAUCCAGGCAAAUAAUGGCCUGUACUUCACCUUCCACUGGCUGGCCAUGAGCUCGACCUGCUAUAACCCAUUCAUAUACUGCUGGCUCAAUCAGAGCUUUCGGGCAGAACUCAGAGCUCUGCCUUUAAUCGGACGCUUGGCCAAGGUCAACGCUAUCCAGCCAUCCUAAGGAGGAUGGUACAUCCUACAAUCUAUUUUCUUAUAGAUAUCUGAUGUUUUUUCUUUUAAACACACUCGAACCCCAAUCCUCCGUAGUUCUCUCAUCUCAACCUCUGUGAUUUUAGUAUUUUUAUCUCACCCAAGGCUGUCAUUUAGUCCUCUCCAUAUUUCAUUUAAAAAGAACAUAAUGUUGCCACAAGGUAAGACGACACUAAAGAAAAAGGAUGUUAAAGAGAAGUUUCAAGAGAAAAAAAUGAUUGACUGGUUGUAAAGCAUGUCUUAAUGUUUGCAGAAGGGUUUGAAGUGGCUUUUUUGAAGUAGUGUAUUAUACUAGACAUAGAAACAAGAAGCUUUAUUGUUUAACUGUUACUUGACAUCAAUUUGACUAGUAAAAAAAGUCAAGUAAA
Triplophysa dalaica is the source of this 1593-nucleotide messenger RNA. RefSeq names its product G protein-coupled receptor 83 (gene gpr83). Gene Ontology annotation, biological process: neuropeptide signaling pathway. The transcript is spliced from 4 exons. Bases 138 to 1196 code for a protein of 352 amino acids. NCBI's taxonomy places the organism in Eukaryota, Metazoa, Chordata, Actinopteri, Cypriniformes, Nemacheilidae. The record is from RefSeq and is a predicted model, not a curated record. Gene Ontology annotation, molecular function: neuropeptide Y receptor activity. Gene Ontology annotation, cellular component: membrane.